Paramormyrops kingsleyae is the source of this 1625-nucleotide messenger RNA. RefSeq names its product ras-related protein Rab-26. The record is from RefSeq and is a predicted model, not a curated record. NCBI's taxonomy places the organism in Eukaryota, Metazoa, Chordata, Actinopteri, Osteoglossiformes, Mormyridae. Gene Ontology annotation, molecular function: GTP binding; GTPase activity.
GUAAUUGGCGUGAAACCCUACUGUAACAGGCUGGGUAGUACUUUGUCCGUUUUGGCGUGUUUGUUUAUAUAAAAAGACAACCUCUGAAUAGAAUAGAAGUGUUUUGAGCUGUAUUGUGUGCAACAUCACAGUUUUCUGUCGCCAGAACUAAUCGAGUUGUCCAUGUUAUGUUAAGUCUCUUUCAAUAUAAGAAAUAAUAGGUCAGUCCUUAAAAUGUAUAAAUCUUUUUUUAAUAGUAUCCUUUCGUCCACUGGCUGCGGGUCCCUCUUUGAGCGCCGCUCGUUAUAAUUAGCCUACAUCUCAGUUGCAACAGCACGGAUUGUUUUACAUUUAACUAAUGUUCAUAUAUUGAUUGUGCGCAUCACAGGAGGACGCAGGUAUAAAUGUUUAUCUCUCUUCAGGGCAGGGUGUUCUGAAACGAUGGCGCUACACCUUUAAAGCGCCCGCUUUCCAACAAGUAGCUUCCCGCUGCUCCCAAAGGUGCUCUUUCGCUUCCCGGCGCCCGACGUGACAGAAAUCAGUGGCACCGGCUAGACGCUACGAUUAGGAGCCGUCACAGUGGAGCUGUGAGCGUUAAUAAGCCCCAGCCCCAUCCCCAUCCCAUCCCAUCCCCAUCCGUCCGUGCGCCAUGCGUGCUGGAGCGAGGCAGCUGCGCCCGGAGUGAGCGCCGUGCAUCGGCAAAGGUGGCAGCGUGAAGCAAAUAGUUUGCUGGAAACAUGUCCAGGAAAAAGGCAGGCAAAGCGAAGAGCAACCCGAGCGCGUCGCCCAAAAGCAGGGAGAGCGCUAAGCGCAGCGGAGGCGCUGGGAGCAGCGGCGAUGCGCAGCCUGACGGCGCGGUCCGGCCGAGCAGACCGUCACUGAGCAGCAGCGGCGAGUUUUACGACCUGGCGUUUAAGGUGAUGCUGGUAGGGGACUCUGGCGUGGGCAAGACGUGCGUGCUGGUGCGCUUCAAAGACGGCGCCUUCCUGGCCGGGAGCUUCAUCUCCACCGUGGGCAUCGACUUCAGGAACAAAGUGCUGAACAUCGACGGGGCAAAGGUGAAGCUGCAGAUCUGGGACACGGCUGGACAGGAGCGAUUCCGCAGCGUCACACACGCCUAUUACCGUGACGCCCACGCUCUCCUGCUGCUCUACGACGUCACCAACAAAUCGUCUUUUGACAACAUGCAGGCUUGGCUGACGGAGAUCCAUGAGUAUGCCCAGCAGAACGUGGUGCUGAUGCUGCUGGGCAACAAGGCCGACGCUGCACACGAGAGGGUGGUGAAGAGGGAGGAGGGAGAGAGGCUGGCCAAGGAAUAUGGCGUUCCUUUCAUGGAGACCAGCGCCAAGUCGGGCAUGAAUGUGGAGCUGGCCUUCACCGCCAUCGCCAAAGAGCUGAAGCACAGGACCAUGAAGGACGAGGGCGAGCAGAAGUUCCAGCUGCAGGAGUUCGUCAAGAAGGAGACCAGGAGCACCGGCUGCUGCGGGUUCUAGGCCCGAGGAGGCGUGGAGCGUGUGUGUGCAGAAAUGUGUGUGUUUGUCACCCCCCCCCACCUCCCCACCCCUGGCCACAGAUGUAACUCUGUCCCUUCCAGAAUUUGGAUGAUGGGCUUUAUGGGGAGACUGGUCUGUGAAACCCCCCCCCCC